UUAUUUCAUUGCAAUUGCCUUGCGUCAGCGGUUUUUCCAAACACGUAUGCGUUUGCAUGUGGUCCAUUUUUGCUACAUCAGCUUUUUCAUCAAGUUAUAUUUAACUGGCUCGUGCAAAACCUUAUAAAUUUGAGCAGAAUCCUCAAUUCCUAGGCCUGGUUGGCUGGUGGUGCUGAGGUGAGAACUACAUCAGUAAUGGUGAUGUGACAUUGUUAAAAGGUUAAACAGAUCUGAGAAUAAAGCUUUGAAGAUGGCAUCCAGAAGCAAGGAUGAGUCUUUGUUCCGUAUUCCUCCCUACUUCUACAUCCAUGUGUUGGAUCAGAACACCAAUGUCACACGACUGGAGAUUGGGCCAAACACAUACAUCAGACAGGACAAUGAAAGGGUUGUUUUGGGGCCUGAGAAGAUGGUGACAGUGCCCCCUAGGCAUUUUUGCGUCAUUGAAAACCCUAUCCUCAAAGACAAGGACGGCAAAUGUGUGUUUGACAAGAGUGGACAGCCCAAGCUGCUGCAUGCUGACCAGGAGAUACGCCUUGCACAAGAUCCUUUCCCUCUUUAUCCAGGGGAGGUGCUCAAGCAGCCAGUCGUACCCUUGAAAAUAGUUGCAGCAAAUGCAGCAAUACGCCUGCGUGCUGUUUUGGACUUUGAAGAUGAGACUGGUGAGAAAAGAACAGCUGGGGAUGAAUGGCUGUUUGAGGGGCCAGGAACUUAUAUUCCCAGAAAGGAGGUAGCAGUAGAGGAGACAAUACGUGCCACAGUUAUCAAACCCAACCAGGCAUGCAAACUACGUGCACGCAAAGAGUGCAUAGAUCGUGAUGGUGUCCCUCGUGUCACAGGAGAGGAGUGGAUAGUGAAGAAGACUGGGGCUUACCUGCCUGGAGCAUAUGAGGAAGUAGUGGAUGUAGAGGAUGCCUUUGUACUUACAGAAAAGAAAGCUUUGCACAUGAGGGCCAUAAGAACAUUCAAGGAUGACUUUGGCAAUGUGCGUAAAAAUGGAGAGGAGUGGUUAAUCAAGAUGUCGGACACAGAAACUCACAUUCCUCAAGUGUACGAGGAAGUUGUUGGCGUUGUUGAUAUCACCACUUUGAGCAGCAGACAGUACUGUGUCAUCCUGGACCCCGUGGAUGACGAUGGGAAACCCCAACUUGGAAAGAAGAAAUUAGUGAAGGGAGAGAAGUCUUUCUUCUUGAUGCCUGGUGAGAGUCUGGAGGAAGGAAUCCAAGAUGUCUACAUUCUUGGGGAAGAUGAAGGUCUUAUCCUCAGAUCUACAGAGUUGUUCAAGGAUGCUGGGGCAGGCAUUGAGCGCCACCCUGGAGAUCGUUGGAUGAUCAGAGGCCCCAAGGAAUAUGUUCCUCCAGUUGAAGUAGAAGUUGUCUGCAAACGUCAAGCCAUCCCACUAGAUGAAAAUGAAGGAAUCUAUGUCAGAAAUGUCAAAACUGGCAAGGUAAGAGCCAUCACUGGGGAGACCUACAUGUUGAACCAAGAUGAGGAGUUGUGGUGUAAGGAGCUGCCACCUGCUGUGGAGGCACUUCUGGCCCAAGGGAAAGAUCCACUGGCUGAUAGAGGAGAGCGCGGCAGAGGGGCAAGCACCCAAACACGUGACAAAACCAGAGUAGUCACCUUCAGAGUGCCACACAAUGCAGCAGUGCAGAUAUAUGAUUACAAGGAGAAAAAAGCAAGAGUUGUGUUUGGUCCAGAUCUGGUGAUGCUGGGUCCAGAUGAACAGUUUACUCAGCUCAGUUUGUCUGGUGGUAAACCCAAGAAACCCAAUCUUAUCAAAUCACUGUGCCUUCUCAUGGGUCCCGACUUCUGCACAGAUAUUAUAGUGGUGGAGACGGCAGAUCACGCAAGGCUCUCUCUGCAGCUGUCUUAUAAUUGGCACUUUGAAAUUUCAACCAAGGCUGGAGACAAAGACUUUGAAACUGAGGCAGCUAAGUUGUUCAGUGUUCCCGACUUUGUUGGCGAUGCUUGUAAAGCAAUUGCAUCUAGAGUCAGAGGAGCUGUGGCACAAGUUCAGUUUGAUGACUUUCAUAAGAACUCCGCCAAAAUUAUCCGUGCGUCUGUGUUUGGAAUUGACGACAGCAAGAAAGUGCGAGAUCGCUUUGUGUUCAAACAGAACAACUUGAUCAUCACCAGCAUAGAUAUUCAGUCUGUGGAACCAGUGGACCAGAGAACUAGAGAUGCCUUGCAGAAGUCUGUCCAACUGGCCAUUGAAAUUACUACCAACUCACAGGAGGCAGCAGCCAGACAUGAAGCAGAGCGUCUAGAGCAGGAGGCAAAAGGUCGCCUGGAGCGUCAAAAGAUCAGUGAUGAAGCUGAGGCUGAGAAAUCUCGCCGUGCUCUUCUAGAACUCCAGGCUCAGAGUGCUGCCGUAGAGAGCACAGGGCAAGCCAAGGCAGAGGCACAGUCCAGGGCAGAGUCUGCCAGAAUAGAGGGAGAGGCUAAUGUGGAGCAAGCCAAACUGAAGGCGCAGGCUAUGAAAAUUGAAGCAGAAGGAGAACUUGAACGCCUUACCAGUGCCCGUGAAGCAGAGAUCAGGUUCCUUCGUGAACAGAAUGAGCUUGAGCUGUCCAAGUCCAAGGAGAUGACUGCCAUUGAGACUGGCAAGUUUAAAGACAUGGUGAAUUCCAUAGGUGCAGACACCAUCAGAGCCAUUGCAACUUCUGGACCCGAGAUGCAGGUGAAACUCUUGAAGGCACUGGGCUUGAAGUCCACUCUGAUCACAGAUGGCAGUUCCCCUAUCAAUCUGUUCAAUACAGCCAAUGGCCUGGUUGGGGGAAGCAUGGUCCCCAUGAAGCGGGUUCCACAAGUUGCCUCAGAUGAUGAUGAUGAAGAUUGAAUCACAUACUAGCUGCUGGACAGGCUGAUAUUAGAAUGACAGCCUUAAAGAUUUAAAGAGAUUUUAAGAACUGAUUAAUUUUACUCAAUCCUUUUAUGAAGGAAUUUUGAAAAAAGGGUGAAAUUCUGGCUACAAACAUUAGCCUAUAUACAGUAUAACUAGAGCAUUAUUGAAGAAGAAAUGCUGUUACAGUAAUGUAAAAAAGCAUUAUUGUAUGUAGAGAGUAAUAAAAACAUUAUAUUAUGUAGAUAGUGAUAUCUUCUACUGAAAUUGCCCUGAAGGUUUUGCACACAACAGAUAUCUAACUUGUUUUAUUAGAAAUGUGCAAUCUUUGAUUAUGAAAUAUUUUGAUAUAACAAACCCUGUUGUUUAUACAUUCCACUUAUGCAUGAGAAAUUUUGUUUCUAUAUGUUUAGUGCAUACUGUACAGUUUUUUCUUUUUGAUAUUAUAAAUCCUAUAUAUUGACCUGUGAUACUGUUUGAUAAAAGAACAUUUAUCUGUAGUAAGUUUUUUGUUGUCAAAAGUCCCUACAUUAGGGAAAUUGAUCAAAUAUCAUUCUUUAACAUUGAUCUGUCCAUAAAAACUAAUAUUAUGAAAUAUGUUGCCUUUCUUGUUUUAAAUAAUACUGUAAUACUAUUGAGUGUGCCUAAAUAUGUUAUCAUGUUGCAUUGUUAAAAUCUAAAAGAUGUUAUUGGUUGCUGUGGUGCUGUACACUUUCAUGAAGCAGAGUGAUUGCCACGUUGAUGAUUAUUUUCAAAAUUAAGGCUUAGAUUAUUAAAAGACAGACUUUCCUAUAAUCAUUUGAUCUGAUGUUCAUUAGAUUAACUACUACCAAAGUUGAGAUGUGAUGCACUUUGUGGUUGUAAUUAAAUACAUUGAUUAAUUAAAAUAAAUAAAACAAUGUACAUGUACCUUUUCUGUAAAA
This is a messenger RNA of Lingula anatina, 3765 nucleotides long. Its product is annotated as major vault protein. Gene Ontology annotation, cellular component: nucleus; cytoplasm. The record is from RefSeq and is a predicted model, not a curated record. Lineage: Eukaryota; Metazoa; Brachiopoda; Lingulata; Lingulida; Lingulidae.